AUGUCAAUAGGAGCAGUGAUGCGAUCCACAUGUGUCUCCAUCAUCAAAGGCCAAAGGUCGCGUCUAUACUCUACGCUUCCUCCCAAAGCACGACUCAACACACCAACUGAUUUCGAGGCAACCACGCUGCUCAAUCACAACUCGAGAUCUGCAUUAGGCAAUAAUGAGUUAUCCUCCGAAGCGAAGAAUGGUACUGCAACGCGAUUGAAUCUUUUCCAAGCCAUCAACUCCGCUCUUUCACAUGCACUUCGAACAGAUCCUCGGGUUUUACUCUUUGGCGAGGAUGUCGCUUUUGGAGGAGUGUUCCGCUGCAGUAUGAAUCUGGCCUCUGAGUUUGGAGACGAUAGAGUCUUCAACACGCCCUUGACCGAACAAGGCAUCGUCGGUUUUGCGAUUGGCGCAGCCUUUGAAGGAAUGCGGCCUGUUGCCGAAGUCCAGUUCGCCGACUAUGUGUAUCCUGCAUUUGAUCAGUUGGUCAACGAGGCAGCAAAGGCGAGGUUCAGAGCGGGUGUCAAUGCCAAAGGACAGAGUUGUGGAGGUCUGGUGGUGCGCAUGCCUUGUGGAGGCGUAGGACAUGGUUUUCGCAGGUACCAUUCUCAGUCUCCAGAGUCACUUUUCACACACAUACCUGGACUGCGUGUAGUAAUACCUCGCGGACCCGCGCAGGCUAAAGGUCUGCUACUUGCAGCCAUCGCAAGCAACGAUCCUGUUGUUUUCAUGGAGCCAAAGAUACUCUACCGAGCAGCAGUGGAAUAUGUACCUGCCGAGGCCUACGAGAUUCCCCUAAGUAAAGCAGAGAUUGUCAAGCCUGGCAAGGACGUUACGAUCAUCAGCUACGGGACCCCAUUGUACACAUGCUCGAAUGCAAUCGAAAAGGCAGAAGCAGACUUUGGCUGCGAGAUCGAGCUCAUCGACCUUCGCACCAUUUACCCUUGGGACCGACCUACAGUCAUUGAGAGUGUCAAGCGAACCGGUAAAGUUAUUGUGGUUCAUGAAAGUAUGACUAACUCUGGAGUUGGUGCCGAAGUGGCAGCAACGAUUCAAGAGCAAUGCUUCCUGAAUCUCGAGGCUCCGGUUGCCAGAAUCUGUGGGUGGAGCACACAUAUGGGUCUCGUCUACGAGCGAUUCAACAUUCCAGAUGUUACACGAAUCUACGAUGCCAUCAAGACAACACUAGACUAUUAA
Molecule: messenger RNA, 1185 nt
Organism: Aureobasidium melanogenum CBS 110374
Lineage: Eukaryota; Fungi; Ascomycota; Dothideomycetes; Dothideales; Saccotheciaceae
Product: thiamine diphosphate-binding protein
Exons: 5
Coding region: 1-1185 (394 amino acids)
Biological process (GO): branched-chain amino acid catabolic process; response to nutrient
Molecular function (GO): catalytic activity
Source: RefSeq, a predicted model, not a curated record